AUGCUCAAGAUGAGGGAGUGUGGAAAUACGACACUUGAGGCAUGUACAAACGUUAACAUUGUAGCAAACAUCAUAAAAAUGUUUGGAUAUUUCUAUGUGCAAGCUCAUAAAACACCUAAGGAGUGCCCAGCAAUUGAUUAUACUCGACAUACUUUAGAUGAGUUAGCAUUAAGGAAUCAUCUGGUAGCAAAACUUGGAUCAGUGUGUCGGAGAGUAUAUAGGAUCUUUCUCAUGCUUACUUUCAUCAUCGAACGAUAUUGA
Messenger RNA from Gryllus bimaculatus (two-spotted cricket), 261 nucleotides. The record is from the annotation of a GenBank genome assembly. Lineage: Eukaryota; Metazoa; Arthropoda; Insecta; Orthoptera; Gryllidae.